AUGUUAUCAUCACAAUAAGCUUUUUAGAAAUAGUUUGGUAAAUGGACCAAAAUCAUAAUGUCACAUCAAAUUUAAAGAGUUUAAUAAACCUUAUUUAGAAGUCAACAAUAAAUAUUAAGAGUAGAUAAAUUAUAUCAAUUCACUUAGUAAUUGUAAAAUUCUAAUUUUUCAUAACCUUAUCCAUGUUUAAAUGAUAAUAAAUUUAUGGAUGAAUAUGCCUAUAGUGCUUCAUUCUGUUAUCUAACAUAUGGUAUUAAUAAUUAAGAUGUAAUGUACAAAAAACUUAAAGAUCUUUGUAGUAUUUUAACUGAAACAGUCUUAAUGAUUGAUCCAGAUUUUGAUAUAAUGUUUGCAUCAACACAUGAUGUUCACUUAUUUACUGUUUGGCCAGGUUCAUAUUUGGGAUUUGAUUAUAAUCCUUAAAAAAGAAUAUGGUACACUAAUCAUUUAGAGCAAGUAUCCAAAAAUAAUAAAAGUCUAACUUAUUUCUGUGAACCUCAUAUACAUUGGACAUGGAAACUUUUAAUGAUUGUUUAAACUAAAAGUUUACAGGGUAAAAACGGAUCAUUAGAUGCAGUGAUAGGCUCUCAUGUGAAUUUCAGUUAAUUUAAAUAUUAAGAUGAAGGAAUUAGCUUUACAAUAAUAAAUCCAGAUGGAAGAAUUUUACUUAGUGAAUUGAAUAUCUCAGAAACAUCUUAUAUCUAUGAUUAUAAUUUAACUCAUUUAGAUUAUUAAGACUAUUAAUAAAUAAUUAAUUAAGCAAAUAAAAUUGAAACUAUCAAUAAUUGCGAUUCAAAUAUUUGGAAUGAAUUUGGCUAUUUAUGUAGAAAAACACACAAUUUCACUUAAGAGGAACUUAUCAAUACUAAAAUUAUGGAAAACGAAGGCUUAAUCUUAAUCAUGUAAGUUAUUUAGUAUAUUUUAUAAGAUAGUGUAAAUUAUCAUAGUAUUAGAAAUCCUUUUAAUUGAUGUUUGACACCUUUUCAAAUCGAAUAUCAUCUAUAUUUUUAGGUACAAUACUUGGUUCUUUUGGAUAUAUGUUUUCCUCUGCUUUAAUUACUAGCAUUAUAAUUAUCAUGUUAUUUAACCCAAUUAUAAAAAUAAUAAAUUAAACUUCUCAAUAUGUAUUUAAGGAGAGUUUUUAUAUGCAACAUAAACUUUAAAAGAAACCACAGAUCCAAUUUAUUUAAAGAUCUAAUUCAUAUUCAUUGAUGGAAAAAUUAUAAACUUCAUUCAAUAAUUUAAUCCAUAAAUCACUUAAUCCAAACAAAUCACUUUUAUGUUUAUAGAUUGAACAAUUUAGAUAUCCUUUGAAAAGAUGGAAAUUAAAAAAAAGAGUAAAAAAAAUAUCAAAAUAAUAUUCUUAAAUACAAAAUAAUCUCUAAAAUGAAGAAAUAACAGAUUAAUAAAUUUAAUUUGUGCAACAACUAAUUAAAUUCGAUCAAUUUUAUUGA
Messenger RNA from Paramecium sonneborni, 1454 nucleotides. Lineage: Eukaryota; Ciliophora; Oligohymenophorea; Peniculida; Parameciidae. The record is from the annotation of a GenBank genome assembly.